Neltuma alba is the source of this 1107-nucleotide messenger RNA. RefSeq names its product probable CCR4-associated factor 1 homolog 9. The record is from RefSeq and is a predicted model, not a curated record. The transcript has a single exon. Gene Ontology annotation, cellular component: CCR4-NOT complex. Lineage: Eukaryota; Viridiplantae; Streptophyta; Magnoliopsida; Fabales; Fabaceae. The coding region runs from base 219 to 1061 and encodes 280 amino acids. Gene Ontology annotation, molecular function: poly(A)-specific ribonuclease activity; nucleic acid binding.
ACACUUCCUAUCACGCCUCCUCUCUUCCCCACUUUCCAAGCAACAUCUUCUUCCCCCUUCCCCGCCUUCGUAUAAAAACCCUCCCCUUCUUUUCUCUCUUGUGCGUAACAACCCUCACCAUCGGAAUCCCAGCUCCCUGAUUUUCUUCAGCCUCUCCUUCUCUUCCUUCUCCUUCUUCCCUUCAACAUCACUCAUCAUCGCCGCCCUGCUUGCUCACCAUGGUCACUGAAGAUCUGAAAUCGAAGCCCAUCCAGAUCCGUGAAGUAUGGGCCUCUAAUCUCGAUGCUGAAUUCCGACUCAUCCGCGAAUUGAUCGAUCGCUACCCUUUUAUCUCCAUGGACACAGAAUUCCCCGGCGUCAUCUUCCGCCCUCAGGUCGACCCUGCUAUUCCUUACCACCACCGCCAGCUCCUUCCCACCGAUCACUACCGCCUCUUGAAGGCCAACGUUGACGCCUUGAAUCUCAUCCAAGUCGGCCUCACCCUCUCCGAUGCUGAUGGCAACCUUCCCGACCUCGGAUCCGAGAACCGCUUCAUCUGGGAGUUCAACUUCUGCGACUUCGACCUGGCGCGUGACUCCUUCGCCCCUGAUUCCAUCGACUUGCUGCGCCGGCAGGGGAUCGACUUCCAGAGAAACGUCGAGGACGGAGUCGACUCGGCCCGGUUCGCGGAGUUGAUGAUGUCGUCGGGGCUCGUCUGCAACGAGUCUGUGAGUUGGGUGACGUUCCACAGCGCAUAUGAUUUCGGGUACCUGGUAAAGAUCCUGACCCGACGGAGCUUGCCGAAGGGGGUGAAGGAAUUCUUGAGAUUGUUGAGGGUGUUUUUCGGAAAUAAUGUUUAUGAUAUCAAGCACAUGAUGCGGUUCUGCAAGAGCCUGUACGGGGGGUUGGACCGGGUGGCCAGGACCCUCAGUGUGAACCGGGCUGUGGGGAAGUGCCAUCAAGCCGGGUCGGACAGCUUGCUGACGUGGCACGCCUUUCAGAGAAUGAGGGAUAUAUUUUUUGUAAAGGACGGACCGGAGAAUUAUGCCGGCGUUUUGUAUGGAUUAGAGGUGAUAUGUUAAUUAAAAAUAUAUAAAAAAAUAAUUGGUUUAUUAUUUUAUUUGUUCA